Trichomonas vaginalis G3 is the source of this 459-nucleotide messenger RNA. RefSeq names its product KilA, N-terminal/APSES-type HTH, DNA-binding family. The coding region runs from base 1 to 459 and encodes 152 amino acids. NCBI's taxonomy places the organism in Eukaryota, Parabasalia, Trichomonadida, Trichomonadidae. The record is from RefSeq and is a predicted model, not a curated record. The transcript has a single exon.
AUGUCAACAACAGAGAACACAACAACAGUUAUAGUCCAUGAAGCUAUAAAUGAAGAAUAUGAGUGGGUUCAGUUUAACAAACAACUCCGUCUCAUUCGUUCGGUCAAAGACGAUAUGUACCAAAUGCAAAGUAUUUUGAAUGCUCUUCGUUCUACAAAGCAAGCACAAGACUGGUUUGAAAACCAACAGACAAAAGAACUUUUGAGCGAAGCACAGCGAGACAUACUUUUUUAUCUGAAAAUCGUGAAAAAUUGCCAAAAUGGUUUGAGAGGUUGGUAUGUACAUAGACUUCUUGUAAAUGCUGUUGCAAUGUGGGCUUCACCUCGCUAUGCUUGGCAUGUUUACAAACUUCUUGACGAAAUUCAUAGACAAGAACGUGAAGAGAUGGAAAACAAGCUUGAAUCCAAAGACAAAAACAUACAGAGUAUUUUGACAACUUCAAACAAGCAGAGUAAAUGA